This is a messenger RNA of Pangasianodon hypophthalmus (striped catfish), 5646 nucleotides long. RefSeq names its product formin homology 2 domain containing 1 (gene fhod1). The transcript has 29 exons. Gene Ontology annotation, molecular function: actin filament binding. The coding region runs from base 195 to 4457 and encodes 1420 amino acids. NCBI's taxonomy places the organism in Eukaryota, Metazoa, Chordata, Actinopteri, Siluriformes, Pangasiidae. The record is from RefSeq and is a predicted model, not a curated record. Gene Ontology annotation, biological process: actin filament network formation; cortical actin cytoskeleton organization. Gene Ontology annotation, cellular component: cytoskeleton; cytoplasm.
GUGUGUCACUGUGUGUGUGUGUAUAUGUGUGUGUGUGUGUGUGUGUGUGCGCGCGCGCCAGUGUCAUUACCCAAGGCUCCACGAGCAGCUCUGGGUGUUGAUGGAGCUGUAACACCGCGCUGUGCUUGUGGGGCUCGGUGUUAAAGAGAAAGCCGAGUCGCUGUACCUGUACCUCUCCUCUACAAGCCUCAGACAUGGCGAUUAUAACGUGUCGAGUUCAGUAUCUUGAGGACUCGGAUCCGUUCGUGUGCACCAACUUCCCCGAGCCUCGGAGACCUCCUCAAUACGACUUCAACGAGCUCGUGCCACUAAAUUUACAAAUAGCCGGCGUUCAGAAACAGCUCCAAGCUCCUCUGAAGUUAGAAGAGUGUGCGCUGCAGGUGGCUCCUAAUGGAAACUACCUGGAUCUGGAGUCCUCACUGGCAGAGCAGAAGGAUGAACUGGAGCAGUUCUAUGACGAUUUGGCCAUUGGCAAAAAGCCCAUCUUGAUCCUCCGAACCCAGCUGUCAGUGCGUGUCCACUCCAUCCUGGAGAAGCUGUAUAACUCCCAGGGGCCUGAACUGCGUCGUUCCCUCUUCUCAUUAAAGCAACUCUUUCAGGAUGAUAAGGACCUGGUACCAGAGUUUGUGAAUUCUGAUGGCUUGACCUGCUUUAUAAAAGUGGGCGUAGAGGCAGACCACAACUACCAGAACUACAUUCUUCGAGCUUUGAGCCAAAUCAUGUUGUUCGUGGACGGGAUGAAUGGAGUUAUAAACCAUAACGAGACAGUGCAGUGGCUGUACACACUUUGUGGCAGCCUGUCCCGGCUGGUGGUGAAGACAGCACUGAAGCUCCUCAUAGUGUUUGUUGAAUACACAGAGUCGAACAGCCCGCUGCUUAUUCAGGCUGUCAACACGGUGGAUAGCAAAAGAGGUGUGAAGGCCUGGUCAUACUUAAUGGCUAUUUUAGAGGAGAAGAAUGGAUCAGAUACAGAGCUCCUGGUCUUCACCAUGUCCCUUAUUAACAAGACUUUAGCAGCUCUGCCUGACCAGGAUUCAUUCUACGAUGUGACAGACUGCCUGGAGCAUCAGGGGAUGGAGCGCAUCAUGGAGAAACACAUAAGCAGCAAAGCCAUUGACCCUGACCUCAAACAGCAGUUUACAAUAUAUGAGAACACUCUGAAGCACGAGGAUGGAGAUGCAGAUGAAUCCUGUUCUCUUACACGUAAGGAGAGGAGAAAAGCAACGACCAGCGAGCAGGAGGGCAGGAGGAGCCGACGGUCCUCGGCACAGAAUAUUCCAGAUGUUUCACUCGCUUCCUCUCUGCCUGCUUCUGUGACCUCUACCUUCAGUCCCACUACAGGUCCGAGAUGUACCACCUCUCCUGUACCCUCAAGCACUCCAUCCUCCCCUUUACCCUCUUCUCCCAUCAGCCAUGAUCCAGUAAGCACUUCCUCCAGUGAAUCUGAGUCCAGCUCACACAGCUCAACCCCUGUAGUGCCCUCUGUCGUAGUAAAUGAAACUCCAGCCAAUGAUGUCAGGGGACGCACUUUCAUUGGUCAGUACCUGGCUCAUAUGGGGAUUUCUAGGCGGAGGUUAAAAAAGGCGGGGUCCAUAACACAGGAGCCCUCCACUCCCCUAAAGAGCCUCAGCGUGUCUCCCGCAGACUCGCCUCCUCAGGAGAACCAGACAGAACAGAAAGAGCAGAGCCACACUGAGGGAAGAGGACGGCUUAACCUGCAAGAGGCAGACUCUGUUUGUGUGGAGGAUAUUGUGAGUAAGGACCGGCCCGUACUCAGGAAGUAUGCAGACCAGUUUUUACGCCGACUGGAGGCGAGGGAGUGGCAGAAGAGGAAUAGUAAUGAUGUUGCGUCUCUGAUCGACAGUGUGUCUCCUGACCCAGACAUCUACUCUUGCUCUCCACGAGAAGUGCAGCCAACCUCAGAAGGGACAGAUCAGAGGAACGUUCAAGAGCCCCAGACUCCAGAGGGAAACUCCAGCAAUAGUAGCAUCUCCCUGAGCACCCUGGAGCAGCCGGGAGAACCACAAACAGCCCAUAAUAAUGAACCAGCAGGGGGCAGUGUGCAUCAGCACAGCACCCUUUCCAAAGACAGGAAGUUCAUGUUGGACAUGCUUUACUCAAAGUCUUCCACCUCCAGCAGCUCUGGGCCACUGAAGAGCCCCAGUGUGGAGGACAGCAGUCUGGAAGAUCUUGGUAUCUCCAGCCUGGCUGGUCGUCUCUCCAGUCUGCGAUCUCGCUCUUCCCAGCCCAGUGAGGAUACCUCCAGGCGGGCAGAGCUGGAGGGGCUUGAGGGUAGUGCCCAUGCUGCUCGCACAAGGCUGGCGGAGGAGCAGACGAGACGGUUGCGCCCACAGUACAGCAUCGAUGCAGAGACCCACUCUCGGACUCUUGAGAAAACGAUGAUGACGCCGCUGACCAGGAACAGCAAGGAUGCAUGGGAACAUUUGCAACCCAGCUCCAAAGAACUGCGCAUUAAAGACUUGGACUUUUCUGACCUGUUGGAAGAGGAGGAUAUUGACGUCUUGGACGUGGAUACUUUUGACACCGGCAUGACUAAUGGUGUUCCUCCACCACCUCCUCCACCUCCAGGAUUGGGAUCUCUCCCUCCACCACCUCCUCCACCUCCACCUCCUGGGAUUGGAGGAUCAGCUCCCCCUCCUCCACCUCCUCCUCCAGUUCCUGGAUGUCAGAGUGGACCCCCUCCUCCACCACCUCCGCCGGGAAUGUCUUGCCUUUCUCCAACUCAGAACAUAGACCCAGCGUUUGUCAAGAAGCGGAAGACUGUCAAGCUGUUCUGGAAGGAGCUCAAGCAGUCGGAGAGCCCGAGAAAGUGCAAGUUUGGUAGGGGAACCGUCUGGGCUUCUCUGGAUAAGGUCACAAUAGAUACCAACAAGCUGGAACAUUUGUUUGAGUCAAAGGCAAAGGACCUUCCUGUGGCAAAGAAGGGCCCUGAAGUAAAGAAGCCUGAAAUUCUUGUUCUCGAUCCAAAGAGAAGCAAUGCCAUCAACAUUGGCAUGACCGUUUUACCUGCUGUACAUGUCAUUAAAUCUGCUAUACUCAGCUUCGAUGAAUUUGCCAUCAACAAAGAGGGUAUUGAGAAAAUCCUGACCAUGAUACCUACAGAGGAGGAGAAACAGAGGAUCCAGGAGGCUCAGCUGGCCAAUCCUGAUGUGCCUCUGGGUACAGCGGAGCAGUUUCUGCUCACUCUGUCCUCCAUCAGUUGCCUCACAGCACGCCUGCAGCUUUGGGCUUUUAAACUCAACUACGAGAGCUUAGAGAAGGAGAUAGCGGAGCCCCUUUUCGACUUGAAGCACGGUAUGGAGCAACUCGCCAAGAACCAGACCUUCAAGCGUAUCCUAGCAACACUGUUGGCUAUUGGCAAUUUUCUCAACGGCUCCAGCGCAAAGGGAUUUGAGCUGAAUUAUCUAGAGAAAGUGACUGAGGUGAAGGAUACUGUACAUCGACAGUCUCUUCUGCAUCACUGCUGUAACUUUGUGGUUGAGAAAUUCCCAGACACAACAGACGUCUAUUCGGAAAUCUCUGCCAUCACCCGAUCUGCUAAAGUGGACUUCGAGCAGCUGUCUGACAACCUGGUUCAGCUUGAGAGGAAGUGUAAGACAUCCUGGGACAACCUGAAGAUAAUGGCCAAGCACGAGGCCAAACCCCAGCUGAAGAGCAAAAUGACGGAGUUCCUCAAAGACUGCACAGAGAGGAUCAUUAUUCUUAAAGUGGUGCACAGACGCAUCAUCAACAGGUUUCACUCGUUCCUCUUGUACCUGGGUCAGCCUUCCUAUUCAGUCCGGGAUAUUAAAAUAACUCACUUCUGUAAGAUCAUUAGCGAGUUCUCUCUGGAGUACCGCACCACAAGAGAGAGGGUCCUCACCCACAAACGCAAGCGUGCAGCCCACCGUGAGCGCACCAAGACCCGCGGCAAGCUCAUCACUGAGACGGAGAAAUUCUCUGGAGCUGUCCCAUCCAUUACCCAGGAGAGUCCUUCCCCAGUCUCCAUGGCAACAGAAACCGAGCCAGCCCAAGAGGAACACGAGAACAUGAAGAACCUUCUAAUUGCCAACGAAGACCGCGGCAAACUGCGCAGAUCCCGCGCUGUACGAAAGCUGGUGACUGCUGGCUCUGAUAUUCCCACUUCUUCGAUUCAGGACUCUAGUGAUGAAGACGAACCAGUAGAGAGCUUGGAAAUGCAGGAAUUAAGUGAUGAAGGUUUUGGAGGCGUUGUUCCAUCACCGAUGUCUACAGGUAAAGAGGACAGCGCGAGUUCACAGGAUGAUGCAACAGAUGAGAUCAUGGAUCGUCUGGUUAAGUCUGUUACUCAGAAUCCUUCAGAGAGGCAGUCUAGUCCUAAAACAAGGAAGCGAUCGCGGCUGAACAGGAAAUCACUGCGGAGGACGCUGAAGAGUGGUCUGAGCUUGGAGGUGGUGCAGGCACUAAGUCUCAGAUGAGAGAACCAGGAAUAUUAAAGGACUAAGCAAGAAUUGGCUGAGAGCUACAAGAGCUGAGAACUGAGUGUGUGAGGACUUGUGUUUCUCAGACGCCUGCUGCCUGCUGCGGACGCACUUCAUCUUCCUGUAGUGGAAUAAGGAAGAGACUCUUAAGACUAUUCACAGGAAAGCACAAACUAAUUACGCUGUCCACUUGACCUGUUUUUUUUUAAUAUAUAUAUUUGGUACAUAAAGUAUUAAACUACCAGACUUGUUUAUUAAUAUAAUUUAUAUACAACCCAAUGAUGAUGCACAUUUUAGCAGAAUAUUUUGUACAGGUUCAAGAUUUUUGACAGUAUAUGUAGCACAUUCAGAGCAGAGUAAACUCGGGUGGUCAGUGUGUAACUCUAUAUAGACGUUAGAUAGAAGGGAAUUUUAUUAAAGUUGCUGUUUUACACUGAACUAAGUUCUCAAGUCACGAUUUCCAUUAUAGCAAUUAGGAUAGUGGUUGGCUGUUUCAAACUAUUUAAAAUAGUAACCACUUAUCUGGGCAAAUUCUUUAGCAGUAAGCUUUACAGUCUUCACUCACAAGGAGAUCUUAAUCAGAUAAAAAGUAGGUCAUGUGUUCUUUUUUUUCUUUCUUUUAUUAUUUAUCAUAACAUGUGAUAGUUUUGUGGAUGCUACAGUGCCUUACAUUUUGGUUGUGGUUGUUGUAAAUUCACAGAAAUCCACAUUACACAUGUUAAGUGACAUUAUUACACCAAAACAGGUUCACAUGUUGGUCAAUUUUAACCAUGCUUUUUUUUCUUUAAGUUUCACUGUGACACCUGUUCAGUUCACUAAUUAUUUUUAGUUCAGCAAAAUGCUGUUUAUGGUCACUGCUUCUUUUGCACAGGAGGUUGUAUGAGGAGUAUUCAGCUGCAGUAGCUCUUUGUCCCUCACGGUCAUGAUGUCGUUAUGCUUAGUGAGAUUUUAUAGUUUUGUGACCCUAAAUUUUGAAAUGUAAUGCAUGUGUUUGCUUCAUCCUGAAUGUAUUACUGUAGGUGUGCGCCACUAAGAGAUCCAGUCCUACCCUUAACCACUUCAAGCACAUGCAUGCAAACUCUUUACUGCAGAUGCAAGUAUUUUUUUUUUUUCAAUCCUUUGAUGUGUGUAUAUGUAUGACCAUGAACAUUGACUCUGAAUGCAGAAAAUAAAGUAUGUUAACAGA